Molecule: messenger RNA, 687 nt
Organism: Vicia villosa (hairy vetch)
Lineage: Eukaryota; Viridiplantae; Streptophyta; Magnoliopsida; Fabales; Fabaceae
Exons: 1
Coding region: 1-687 (228 amino acids)
Source: RefSeq, a predicted model, not a curated record
AUGAUAGUUUGGAACUACAGAGGAGCAGCGGGAAAAGAUUUUUUCAGGUUUAGAAAAUAUUACAUAGAUAUUUACAAGCCUAAACUCUAUGCUAUUAUGGAGACAAGAUGUGAUCCAGUGAAGUUGCAAACCCCGUUACAAAAGAUGGGAUUUCAUAAAUUCAUUUUGGUGGAGAAUACAGGUUAUGCUGGAGGGAUUAUUGUGGCAUGCACAGAAGAUAAUUUGAAGAUAGAAUUAAUUAGAAAAAGGGAUCAAUCUAUUCACAUGCAGGUUGCUAAUGAUAGAGGGCAAGAGUGGUUAUUUACGGUGGUGUACGCAAGCCCUAAUGAAAUUCUUAGAAAACAAUUAUGGGAGAAUAUGAGAAUGGUUGCUGCAACAAUGGUUAUAUCGUGGCUUGUAGCAGGUGACUUUAAUGACAUAGCUUAUACCAAUGAAAAAAAAGGAGGUGGGCAUGUUUCAACUCGCAAAUGCAGCACUUUUAGGAAUAAUAUGGAGGCCUGCAACCUAUCUGAUCUUAGAGCUAGAGGAUCUAGUUAUACUUGGAGAGGUCCUAUUUAUCACAGUGGGCAACAUAUCUAUGAAAGACUAGAUAGGGAUAUAAGUAAUGAGGAUUGGAGACUAAUGUUCACUGAAGCUCAAGUUAAAGUGCUAACUAGCGUUGACUUUUUUAUCAUCACCCGAUCGUGA